AUGUCCAAAGUUGCGUUGGUGACCGGCGGAUCCUCAGGUAUUGGCUUGGCCUUGACCAAGCACCUACUGACCAAGGCGUGGAAUGUGGUAAUCGCCGACAUCACACCUCCUCAGGAGGAUGCAGGUCUUCCUACCGAACGGACGCUUUAUGUCAGGACAGAUGUCAGCAGUUUCAAUGAACAGGCGAGGCUCUUCUCUAAAGCCUUCAAAUGGCAUGGAAAACUAGAUUUCGCCGCUCUUAACGCUGGCAUUGACGAUAGGGAUGACAUAUUCGGCACCAUUGACCCUUCAACAGCACCAACGAAACCGGACAUGUCGACUUUUGACGUCAACUUAUCGGCAGUGUAUUUUGGGAUCAAGCUGUUUGCACACUACGCUGCCCAAAACCCCGUCCCAGGAGGCAAGAUUGUUGCCACUUCCAGCGCAGCAGGCCUUUAUCCCAAUCCGGGGAUACCUCAGUAUACAGCAGCAAAGCACGGAGUGAUCGGUCUGGUGCGGUCGUUGGCGCCUGCAGCGGCUUGCCACAACAUCACCAUCAAUGCCGUUUGCCCGGCUUUAGUUGUCACUAACCUUGAUCCGAGCCUUUCCCAGCGGUUCCCAGAAAGGCUCCGGACAGAAAUGUCUGUUGUGAUGAAGGCCUUUGAUGAGCUGACAGACGAAAGUCUGGGAUACACUGGGCAAGCUAUUGAAGCCUGCGCUGAAGGACUGUACUGCCGAGAAGUCGGCGAACCUGAAGCGCCCAGCAUGAAAGAACUUCAGCAUUCCCAGACCGGGAGGGAGUGGAUGGAGUCUCUCGUGCAGAAGAAUAUUCAACGCGUUCUGAGAACACCAGGCAAGCUCCAUUAG
This is a messenger RNA of Exophiala spinifera, 846 nucleotides long. RefSeq lists its product as uncharacterized. Lineage: Eukaryota; Fungi; Ascomycota; Eurotiomycetes; Chaetothyriales; Herpotrichiellaceae. The transcript has a single exon. The coding region runs from base 1 to 846 and encodes 281 amino acids. The record is from RefSeq and is a predicted model, not a curated record. Gene Ontology annotation, molecular function: oxidoreductase activity.